AAUAUAUAGAGAUUUUGUGUUUACACGCUAUCAUCUGGAGCCAUGCAGUGGCUAGUUGUGUUAGUCUGCCUUGCCAUAUCAAAUGAUGCAUAUGGAGUCCGCUACCUCAAUGUCUCCUUAGACGCUGUCCAACGGCAGUUGCAGGAGUUCAAAAUAACACACCCGAAACCUAUUGGAGUACUGACAACUACGGCUGGCAAACCGGUGGAAGUGCGGGAGACAGUUACCCUCAACACAGAUUUCUUCAACAAUCAGCAUUUCUGGGACCUUCAGAGUGCAUCCGAUCAGGAGCGCAUCCCUGAGCGCACGGUGCACGCGCGAGGCACGGGCGCCUACGGCUACUUUGAAGUUACAAACGACGUCUCCAAAUACACCAAAGCGGAUGUCUUCAAUGGCAUUGGAAAGAGAACCCCCGUCGUCGUCCGAUUCUCCUAUCUAAUCCAAAGUCGCGGAGGAGUAGAUGUGGUUAGAGAGACGGGAGCAUUAGUAUCCAAAUUCUACACAAACGAAGGCAAUUUAGAUUUUCUUGGCUUAUCAUUCCCAGUUUUCCUCUAUAAUUCUCCACAUUUGUUCAGUCCGUUGGCUCAUGCUUUCAAAAGAAACCCUAAGACAAACAUUAUCGAUGCUACAUCCCGCUUAGACCUAGUCACUCUUACGCCUGAAAUCAUCCACCAGAUAUUGUGGUUGUUCUCUGAUUACGGUAUCUUUAAUGGCUACAGAUAUAUGAACGCGUUUCCUAUUCACGCAUACGAGCUCGUCAACAAACAUGGCGACAGCUACUUUGUGAGGUUCAAUUUCAUAACUGAACAGGGCCUGGAGCUACUCACCGAUCGAGCUGCCGGUGCUCUUAGAAAUGAUGAUCCGGACUACUCCACCAGAGACCUUUACGAUGCAAUAGCCGCAGGAAACUACCCCUCUUGGAGACUAGACAUUGACAUUAUUCCGAAGUCCCACAUUCCUAAGCUUAAUUACAAUCCUUUUGACUUGAGCACUUUAUGGAGGAAUGGAACAUACCAUACGGUAACUAUCGGACGUUUAAUCUUAAACAGAAACCCUGAUAAUAACUUUAAGGAUGUUGAACAAACGGCCUUCAAUCCCGGAAAUUUGGUGCCCGGAAUACCAGGACCGGUUGACGACAUGUUUAAAGCGCGAAGAUUUUCUUACCGAGAUGCUCAGGCUUACCGGUUAGGCAUCAACCAUAAUAAUAUUGAAGUCAAUCACCCGAAAUAUAGGAAGACUUACAACCGAGACGGCAUACCGCCACUGCUAGAUAAUAUGAAAGAUGCGCCGAAUUACUAUCAGAACUCGUUCAACGGCCCAGUUCCGUAUGUGGACGUAGCGAAGCCUAAAGAGGCGCUAUCGGUUAAGUUCAGACAGUCGACGGAUCUUGGAGAGUCUUCUUAUUUCUAUAACACGUACGUUAACACGGAGGGUAAGAGGAACAGGAUGGCAGCAAAUAUAGCCAGCGUGAUGGUGAACGCGGUUGAAGAAGUGCAGAUGAGAUGGCUGAAGAUCUUGUAUCUCAUUGACCGUGACCUGGGCGCGCGCGUCGAGGCCGCGCUGCCGGUCGCUGAGGAGCAGAAACUUUUACAGCGCCCAAGAUUCGUAUUAGUUGAGGAGAACCCUAAAACAUAUGAUCUAGUACCCAGGUGCCAGUAG
Messenger RNA from Cydia splendana, 1659 nucleotides. RefSeq names its product peroxisomal catalase 1-like. Gene Ontology annotation, molecular function: catalase activity; heme binding. NCBI's taxonomy places the organism in Eukaryota, Metazoa, Arthropoda, Insecta, Lepidoptera, Tortricidae. Gene Ontology annotation, cellular component: cytoplasm. The record is from RefSeq and is a predicted model, not a curated record. Gene Ontology annotation, biological process: hydrogen peroxide catabolic process; response to hydrogen peroxide. Bases 43 to 1659 code for a protein of 538 amino acids. The transcript is spliced from 2 exons.